UUCUCUCCGGCGACCAUGGCAUCUCAUCACCUCUUCUUCUUACUCUUCCUGUUUCUUUCUCCGGAUCAAUUUCAUUCCAUUUCUUUCAAAAUCAAAGACUUCGAUUCUCAUUCCGACAACAUGGUUUAUCAUGGAGAUGCAGAGCCUCUAAAUGGUUCCAUUAGCUUCAAUGGUCAGCUUGGUUGGGCCACUUACGCCCAAAGCCUGCGUCUUUGUGAUCAUUCCAAACGCCACCUCUCAAAUUUCAAAACCCACUUCUCAUUUCUCAUACCAAACUAUAAUCACACCAACUCCACUGUUCAUAGUAAUGGAUUAGCCUUUUUUCUUGCUCCUUCUGAAUUCAACCCACCUCUUAAUUCUUCUGGAUCUUUUCUGGGUCUGUAUAAUUUCACGCGAAACGAGUCGUUUCAUUCCCAAAUUGUUCAUGUGGAAUUUGAAUGGGAUCCACCGUUUCAACACAUGGGCAUAAAUAGAAACUCAAUUGCUUCAUCAAUUUAUUCGCCAUGGAAUUCAAGUGAUUAUCAGAAGAAGACACACGUGUGGAUUUCUUACAAUGCAACAGAUAAGAAUCUAAGUGUGUCAUUGAAUAAUAAUGCAACUCUUUCUCAUCAUAUCGAUUUGUUGAAGAUUCUUCCAGAAAAGGUGACAAUUGGGUUUUCAACUUCGGUUCAGAAUCUGAGUAUUGAGUUUUGGGAAUUCAGUUCGAGUGAUUUUGAUGCAAAUUAUGAAGAGAAAGAUGACAAUUUGCGUCUGGAAGAAAGUGAAAAGGCCAUAAACAUGAAAUUAUUAGCGGUUCUAAUAGCUUGGGUGGGUGUUUUUGUGAUAGCGAUUCUUGCAAUUUUUGUAGUUUCCUUGGCAAGAUCUGGGGCAGAGGAGGAGAAGAGAGAUGAACAACAACAUGCAGGGAUGAAAUUGGCUUCAAUUUAUUCUGAUUUGAACAAAGAGGCUUCAUCACCAAGGAGAUUCUCUUACAGAUAUCUAGCUAUGGCGACGGAUAACUUUUCAAUGAAUGGAAAAUUGGGACAAGGAGGAUUUGGGACGGUGUUUAAAGGCCAUUUACCUGGUGCUAAUAAGACAGUUGCUGUGAAGAGGUCUUUUAAUGGCUCAACGCAGGGGAAGAGAGAGUAUGUGAGUGAAGUGAAGAUUAUUAGCCAUAUGAGGCACAACAAUUUGGUGCAACUCAUUGGAUGGUGCCACGAGAGGGAUAUUAGCGAGUUUCUUCUCGUCUAUGAGUUCAUGCCCAAUGGUAGCCUCGACUCUCAUCUCUUUGGAAAAGGCCCUCCUCUGCCCUGGCCUUUGAGGUACAAGAUAUCCUUGGGGCUAGCGUCUGCAUUGCUAUAUCUUCACGAAGAAUGGGAGCAUAGCGUCAUCCACAGAGAUAUCAAGUCAAGCAACGUGCUAUUAGACUUCAAUUUCACACCAAAACUGGGUGACUUUGGAUUAGCGAGAUUAGCAAAGCAUGAACUCAACUCGAAAACACCUGGGUUGGUGGGAACUUUCGGGUACAUGGCUCCUGAGUACAUAAGCAGCGGUCGGGCGAGCAAGGAGUCAGACACGUUCAGCUUUGGAGUGGUUUUACUUGAAAUUGUGAGUGGGAGAAAGUGCUGUGAUCAUUCAGGGAAGGGGUUGAUAGAGAUGGUUUGGGAUGCUUAUGGGAGAGGAGAGGUUGUUGAAGCAAUAUUGGAUGAAAAAUUGCGAGAGGGGUUUGUGGAGGUAAAAGAAGUGGAGCGCUUGAGCGUGGUUGGGCUGUGGGCUGCUCAUCCUGAUGCGGCUCAAAGGCCAUCCAUAAAGCAAGUGAUUCAAGUUCUUAGUUUUGAAGAGGCAAUGCCUAAUCUACCCAAACAAAUGCCUCUUCCAACUUUUUGUCAGCCUUCCCUUCAGUUUUAAAUUCCCCACACACACUUUAUUUUGUACCUUUGGGAACGU
This is a messenger RNA of Cucurbita maxima (winter squash), 1926 nucleotides long. Its product is annotated as L-type lectin-domain containing receptor kinase IX.1-like. Gene Ontology annotation, cellular component: plasma membrane. Gene Ontology annotation, molecular function: ATP binding; protein kinase activity; carbohydrate binding. NCBI's taxonomy places the organism in Eukaryota, Viridiplantae, Streptophyta, Magnoliopsida, Cucurbitales, Cucurbitaceae. The record is from RefSeq and is a predicted model, not a curated record. Gene Ontology annotation, biological process: protein phosphorylation. The transcript has 2 exons. The coding region runs from base 16 to 1887 and encodes 623 amino acids.